CCAGCCCAAGAGACUCAGAGAGAGAGGAGGAACUGCUGCACAUUGUCACAGAAACCUGGGAAACUUCUUCAGAGAUCUAACAGAGGCACAGGGGUCCCCCUAGUUUCCAUUUCUCAAAACCUUGGACGGAGGAGACUGACGACCUCUUUCUCCCAGUAUGGCGGCGUGGGACCUGUCAGUCACAGUGGAGGACCUGGGGUCUGACGCGCCACCUGUCACCCUUAGCGUGGCCUCUGACCUCCACGUGGGUGGGGUCAUCCUGAAGCUGGUGGAAAAGACACAGAUACAGCGUGAUUGGUCGGACCAUGCCCUGUGGUGGGAGCAGAAGCAGCGAUGGCUGCUGCGAACAGCCUGGACUCUGGAGAAAUAUGAAAUCCACGCCGAUGCCCGGCUGAUCUUCAUGCCCCAACACAAGCCCCUGAGGCUGGGUCUACCCAACGGCAUUACCCUGAGGCUCCGGGCCUGCUUCUCCAGCCCUGCCUUCCAGACCGUGAUGGGCAUCUGCAGAAUGCUCAAUAUCCGUCACCCAGAAGAGCUCUCAAUCCUUCGGCCCAUUGAGGAGAAAAAGAAGAAGAAAGAUAAAAACUCGACUGAGGAGAUCUACGACCUCACUGAGGUGCCCCUCUCCUCGGUGUCCCGGCCCUCUCUGUAUAAUGGCAUGCCGGCUCACUUUGCCGACUCACCUCAGAUGGAGGCCAUCUACAAGAUGCUGUCAGUCACCCAGCCUCCUCCCGCCCCCGAGGUCGUUGCCAAGCAGUACCGCCCGGCCAGCGUGGUAGACAAGGCCCACAUCAACGGCAGGUGGUUGGACUCAUCCCGCAGUCUCAUGCAGCAGGGCAUCCAAGAAAAUGACAGAGUCUGGCUUCGCUUCAAAUACUUUGCCUUCUAUGAUAUUGAACCCAAGUACGAUGUGGUGCGUUUGACCCAGCUGUAUGAGCAGGCGCGCUGGGCCAUCCUGCUGGAAGACAUCGACUGCACCGAGGAGGAAAUGAUGUUAUUUGGAGCCCUACAGUACCAUAUCAGUAAGGUGUCUCAGUCAGAGCCCCAGAUGCUGAGCUCCUGUGCAGCCAUGGACGACCUGGAGACUGCCCUGCAGUCCCUGGAGGUCAAGAUGGAGGGAGAGAGCAGCUCCGCGUCCGACAUGCUGGAAAACAUGACUGCACCAGAACUCAAUGACUAUCUGAAGAUAUUCAGACCAAAGAGGCUGACUCUGAAGGGAUAUAAGCAGUACUGGUUCAAGUUCCAGGAUACCUCCAUCUCUUAUUUCAAGAGCAAAGAGGAGAGCAUCGGAGAGCCCAUUCAACAGAUUAACCUCAAAGGAUGUGAGGUGGCUCCGGACGUUAAUGUGGCAGCACAGAAGUUCCUAAUCAGACUCCUGAUACCAGCACCUGAGGGCAUGAACGAGCUCUACCUGCGCUGUGAAAACGAGCAGCAGUAUGCUCAGUGGAUGGCUGCAUGUCGACUAGCCUCCAAAGGCAAGAGUCUAGCCGACAGCAGUUACCAAAGUGAGAUCCAGAGCAUCGGCUCCUUCCUAACCAUGCAAAAGACCAGCUCUAGUUCCCAUGGCAACGCGCCUGCCAAUGAUGAAAGCAUCAAUACUCACAGUCUGGUGUCGCCACGCUACCAUAAGAAGUACAAGGCCAAACAGCUGACCCCUCGCAUCCUGGACGCCUACCAGAACGUGGCUCAGCUCUCCCUGACAGACGCAGUGAUGCGCUUCCUGCAGAUCUGGCAAGCCCUGCCCGACUUUGGGCUCUCAUACGUCGUUGUCAGGUUUAAGGGCAGCAGGAAAGAUGAGGUUCUGGGCAUUGCUCCAAACCGUCUGAUUCGUAUUGACCUGGCUGUGGGUGAUGUUGUCAAGACCUGGCGCUACAACAACAUGAAGCAGUGGAACGUUAACUGGGACAUACGACAGGUGGCCAUAGAGUUUGAAGGCAACAUCAACAUUGCUUUUGGCUGUGUGACUGCCGACUGCAAAAUUGUUCAUGAGUUUAUCGGAGGCUAUAUUUUCAUGUCGACACGCAGUCGUGCAAAGAGCGACACACUCAAUGAGGAGCUUUUCCACAAGCUGACCGGCGGACAUGAAGCUCUCUGAGACUAAAACGCUCCUGAUCUCCUGUGUGUCUCAGCGUUGGAUUAUGAUUUUACGUUCCAUUUAGGCAACUACAAAAAAUUUCAAAACUGUUCAAAAACAGUGUAUUCUGUUCGUGUAUAAAUGCGUUAAAACCCAUCCAAGUUUUUAUAUAGCCUUUGUUCCACACACACACUGUCAUAAGCUAUCAGUGGACGGACAACAUGUUCAGGACUCUGGUGGUCUUCACGCUGACUAUCCUCUCACUUCUGGAUGGACUGCUGCUGGGAACAGGAUCAGCAGGCUUGACAACCCAACUCAUGGAAAUUUAAAAUCAACAGUUGCAUCAGCCAGCAGCAGCUUUUCUGUUUCGCCUCACAGCAUUCAGACUUCCUGUCGCUCAGGAUAGAAAGCCUCGCUUUUGUCCAGAGCUGCAGCCUUAUAGAAGAUAGAAGAACACAAGAAUCAACAGCAGAACACAUGCUUUUAAUAAUUGUUUUCCCACAUAAAAUUAUGAAUAA
Centropristis striata (black sea bass) is the source of this 2592-nucleotide messenger RNA. RefSeq names its product FERM domain containing kindlin 3b (gene fermt3b). The transcript is spliced from 15 exons. Gene Ontology annotation, molecular function: integrin binding. Gene Ontology annotation, cellular component: cell-substrate junction. The coding region runs from base 158 to 2095 and encodes 645 amino acids. The record is from RefSeq and is a predicted model, not a curated record. NCBI's taxonomy places the organism in Eukaryota, Metazoa, Chordata, Actinopteri, Perciformes, Serranidae. Gene Ontology annotation, biological process: cell-matrix adhesion; regulation of cell-cell adhesion mediated by integrin; platelet aggregation.